CUCUCUCUCUCUCUUUCUCUCUCUCUCUCUUCUCCUCUGCUUAUAAAACCUCAUUCUCCCCACUUUCUAUUUUUCCUCACUAUCUUCAGAGAGAAAAUCAAAAUCAAACUCAAACUCAAAUUUUCUUCCGAUUCUUUCAAGUAUUGUUCUAAUUAACAGAUUAAUUAAUUGUUAAUUGAUAUUUAAUGGCGUUGAGUAUGACUCAUCAGAUCGGGAGCCUCGUCGGAACUCCACUACCGACGGAAUCAACCACCGGAGAGCCAACAGCGUCUUUAAGUGCGGCGGCUGUAUGGAAAACACCAGCGACGAAUCUAAGAGUUAAAGCGAGUAGGUCGGAUACUGUAACUGACGGUUUAUCACCGCCGAUGAGUCCGUGUAGAUCGCCGGUACUAGGCGGAAUCAGACCAGAUCUGAAUGCAGCGUGUCAAGCUUUUACUAUGGAACCAGUAGAGGUGGAGCAUGUUGCAGGAUCGAGAUCGAAGAAAGCGAAAGGGAAUAACGGUGUACCGGUUUAUGUGAUGAUGCCGUUAGAUAGUGUAACGAUGGGGAACGGUGUGAAUAGGAAGAAAGCGGUGAAUGCAGCGAUGGCGGCGUUGAAGAGUGCUGGUGUGGAAGGAGUGAUGAUGGAUGUGUGGUGGGGAUUGGUGGAGAAAGAACGACCAGGGGAAUAUAAUUGGGGUGGUUAUAAUGAGCUUAUGGAAAUGGCGAAGAAGCAUGGACUUAAAGUUCAGGCGGUUAUGUCGUUUCAUCAAUGUGGUGGUAACGUCGGCGAUUCUGUGACUAUUCCCUUGCCUAAAUGGGCUGUAGAGGAGAUUGAUAAAGAUCCAGAUCUUGCAUAUACUGAUCAAUGGGGAAGAAGAAACUAUGAAUAUAUAUCACUUGGAUGUGACACUUUGCCAGUGCUCAAGGGUAGAACUCCAAUUCAAUGUUAUGCUGAUUUCAUGCGUGCUUUCAGAGACAAUUUCAAACACCUUCUUGGUGAUACCAUUGUGGAAAUCCAAGUUGGUAUGGGACCAGCUGGUGAGCUACGUUAUCCAUCAUACCCAGAACAAAAUGGUACAUGGAAAUUCCCAGGAAUUGGUGCUUUCCAAUGCUAUGACAAGUAUAUGUUGAGUAGCUUACAAGCUGCUGCUGAUGCUGCAAAUAAGCCGGAGUGGGGAAGCACAGGUCCUACUGAUGCAGGUCACUACAACAACUGGCCAGAAGACACCAAUUUCUUCCGCAAAGAAGGCGGAGGCUGGGACGGUGAGUACGGGGAAUUUUUCCUCACAUGGUACUCUCAGAUGCUGUUGAACCAUGGUGAGAGGAUUCUCACAUCAGCAAAAUCAAUCUACGACAACACCGGAGUUAAGAUAUCAGUUAAAGUUGCUGGUAUUCAUUGGCACUACGGUACAAGGUCUCAUGCUCCAGAGCUCACAGCAGGAUACUACAACACCCGUAACCGUGAUGGCUACCUCCCGAUUGCUCAAAUGUUGGCACGUCACGGGGCUGUUUUCAAUUUCACGUGUAUUGAGAUGCGCGAUCACGAGCAGCCACAGGAUGCUCAAUGUGCACCUGAGAAGCUUGUGCAUCAAGUCGCUUUAGCUACCCAAAAGGCACAGGUUCAUCUUGCUGGGGAGAAUGCAUUGCCGCGGUACGAUGAGCAUGCACACGACCAGAUAUUAAAGGCCUCCCAGUUGUCGGAUGAGACAGAGAUGUGUGCCUUCACAUACCUGAGGAUGAACCAGCAUUUGUUUCAACCUGAUAAUUGGAGAAAAUUUGUGGCAUUUGUGAAGAAGAUGAAAGAAGGGAAAAGUACUGAUAAAUGUUGGGAGCAAGUGGAGAGAGAAGCUGAGCAUUUUGUGCAUGUUACACAGCCCCUUGUGCAAGAGGCUGUUGCAAUGAUGCACUAAGAAUUGUUUGAUAUCAUAGGUUUAGGAAACAGACACACUCACAAUUAGGCGGUGAAAGUUUUAGUGAACCAUCAGCUUAAUUGUGUCUAAAGAUUGUAUAAAUUUGUAUUGUAUUUUGGUAUUCUACUGCAUCUGUUAAUUGCACCUAAAACUUCUGUAUAAUUAUCUUUUAUAAUUAAAAUAAUUUAUAUAGUA
Messenger RNA from Trifolium pratense (red clover), 2087 nucleotides. RefSeq names its product beta-amylase 1, chloroplastic. Gene Ontology annotation, molecular function: beta-amylase activity. Lineage: Eukaryota; Viridiplantae; Streptophyta; Magnoliopsida; Fabales; Fabaceae. The coding region runs from base 186 to 1892 and encodes 568 amino acids. The transcript is spliced from 4 exons. The record is from RefSeq and is a predicted model, not a curated record. Gene Ontology annotation, biological process: polysaccharide catabolic process.